AUUUCUUUUUCCAUACAAUAAAAGCGAGAUUCAACGGUGGGAUCGUCCCUCAUCUCUCGUCUCUGAUCUCUCCCGCACUCUCCUUGCAUCUUCCCCACCAACCAAACCAAACCAAACCAAACGAUCCAUGGAGUUCACUGCCCAGCAACUCGGCCAAUAUAAUGGCUCUGACCCAUCAAAGCCGAUAUACGUUGCACUUAAGGGCCGGGUCUUCGAUGUCACCACCGGUUCAUCCUUCUACGGCCCGGGCGGUGCGUACACCAUGUUUGCCGGCAAAGACGCCAGCCGAGCUCUGGCCAAGAUGAGCAAGAACGAAGAGGACAUUAUUUCCUCCCUUGAUGGCCUCUCCGAGAAGGAGAUUGGGGUUCUUAAUGACUGGGAGAAGAAGUUCGAAGCUAAGUACCCUGUUGUUGGCCGCGUCGUCUCUUAAAUUUCUUUGCUCUUAUACGCUUAUCUAUGCGCGUCUAUGCUUUUUUAUUGGUUACGAUGUCGUUUCCGGUCUUGAUUUCUAAUGGGUAUGAUGGAAAAUGGGACCUUUCCUGUUGCUGCCUUUGUGUUGGGGUCGUUGACGAUUAUGUGUGAUGUACAAAUUACCAGUAAUAAAUGUGGUUGUGCACUUCUUUGAUUGGAGAAUA
Molecule: messenger RNA, 635 nt
Organism: Carica papaya (papaya)
Lineage: Eukaryota; Viridiplantae; Streptophyta; Magnoliopsida; Brassicales; Caricaceae
Gene: MAPR2
Product: membrane-associated progesterone binding protein 2
Cellular component (GO): membrane; endomembrane system
Source: RefSeq, a predicted model, not a curated record